GACAACAAUCCGGGUCGAGCUCAGCUGUUUGAGCGCGCCGGCUUCUCCGGGAAGAAGAUGGAGAUCCAGGACGACAUCCCGAAUCUGAUGAGCCGCUACAGCCUCAACAGAGUCGCCUCCAUCCGCGUGCUCGGAGGAGCCUGGGUGGUGUAUCAGGAGCCGAACUACAGAGGACCUCACUACGUUCUGGAGAAACGCGACUACAACAACUUCUCUGACUGGGGCAGCCAGAACAGCACUGUGGGCUCGAUGCGCAGAGUCCGCUUCAACUGA
Molecule: messenger RNA, 273 nt
Organism: Plectropomus leopardus (leopard coralgrouper)
Lineage: Eukaryota; Metazoa; Chordata; Actinopteri; Perciformes; Serranidae
Source: RefSeq, a predicted model, not a curated record